Prinia subflava (tawny-flanked prinia) is the source of this 3244-nucleotide messenger RNA. RefSeq names its product neuronal PAS domain-containing protein 4-like. The transcript has 8 exons. Bases 1676 to 2899 code for a protein of 407 amino acids. Gene Ontology annotation, molecular function: RNA polymerase II transcription regulatory region sequence-specific DNA binding; DNA-binding transcription factor activity, RNA polymerase II-specific; protein dimerization activity. The record is from RefSeq and is a predicted model, not a curated record. Lineage: Eukaryota; Metazoa; Chordata; Aves; Passeriformes; Cisticolidae. Gene Ontology annotation, biological process: regulation of transcription by RNA polymerase II.
GGGCCUCUCCAGCAGCACUGCCAUGGGGUACCUGCCCCCUGCCCAGAGCUGAGCUGUCCUGCAAGGGGACAGCAGGGAAAUGGUGCAUGUCUCCUGGGCUGUGCAGCCUCAGUGGCUGGAUCCUCUGGAGCUUCCUGCUUCAGGGCUGGAGGUGGAGGGUGCCUGGGACAGCUUUCCUGGCACACAGGGCAUGCUCAAGCCCUUCCCACCAACAUGAGGUGUCUGAUGUGAAGGGGGCUCCAGUGGCAGCUGUAGUGGGGCUGGUGCAGAGAAGGCUGGGGAAGCAUCCAGGGUGUUUCCUGGGAUGGACAGUCACAGGGGCAGCCCGGAUGGUGGUGGCUGCAUGCCAGGAACCUGGGUGGCAGAGGGCCCAGGCUAUCUCCCCUGCCCUGAGGGCUGGCACAUAGCCAGGGUCCAGUGCUCAUCCAGCAGCACAAGGCUGCAGAGGUGCCUGGGCUCCUCAGCCUGUAGGAGGUGGCCAAUACAAGCACAAUGGAGCAGCCUGGAGUGGUGUGGGAGCAGUGAAAACCCCGCGGCAAGAAAACAGAAGGCGCCACAAUUGCGACAGAGCUUGUUCUUCACAGGCUGGCAGCACCUUGCCGUGAGAGGUGAUGAGCAUCGCUGGCUGGAGGGAAACAGGGUGUGCUGUGACAGCACAUCUGGCUGGGCUCAUCCUGUGUCACCCUUGGCACCUGCAGGACACCCAAGAGGACUUCAGUGAACAUCUCCCCUGUGCUGUCCAGCAGCUCUAACUCCCUCUGUCAGCUGCCUCAGCCACAGCCUCUCAAGCCUCUCUGCCUCUCAAGCUGUGAAAUACAUGGUGGAGGGGUUUUUGCCGUGCACUGAGCCCCAGGCUCCCUCUCCUCGCAGGGUGCCAGCACUAGGAAAUGCCCCCUGAGCACCUGGAGUCCCCACGCUGGGCUGUGUGGUGCUGAGCACAGAGGCUCCUCAGUUCUGUCCCUCAAUGGCUGGCACUGGGAGGAAUCAAUCUCUGGGGCUUCCAGUGGAGACAACAGGCCCCAGAAGGGGUCAGCACCCCACACCAGCUGCCUCUAGGAGAGCAAACCUUUGUGGGGGAGAAGUCUUCUCUGGGAAGAAUAGAAGGGGCUCAUCAGGGAGAGGGGUCAUGGACACCCCACUCCUCUUCCAGAUUUCUCUUGGGUUCAGGGGUGCUGUGGCUCUAACCUGCCUUUGCCAGGAACCUGCUGCAGGCCUGGGCAUGGGACACUGCUCACCACUUUGUGUCUCCAGGUAUUUUCUUGGCUUAUCAGUUCCCUCUCCCAGCACCCAGCUCAGUCAUCGGUGGUGCUGGAGAGCAGCUCCCGGUCUGGCAGACUCGACACAGCUGGGUAGAUGUGUGUCCCACAGGGAGAUCCCUGCUGCCUUUGUUACUGCCCCCUCCUGAGCGGCAGGUUUACUUUAAAGACCCUGGCUUCCUUUUAUUACUUCCCCUCUCAGAUUUCAGCGGGCUGCAAGGGCUAUUUUUAGUAGCCUGCCUUCUAAAAAUAGCCGCGGGCUGUUUGGAGUUGCGUCACAAGGGGUGCCGCGAGUGGCUUGGCCUCUGCGCCCCAGGCAGGGUACAAAAGGAGGCCCGGAGCAGCAGGGUCAGCAGGUUCAGCGCCAGCCGCGGAGGCAGCGGGUCCCUGGCAGCCUCAGGCCAGCCCAGCCCCGCAGUAUGACCAUCUUCUGCAGCCACUGCCACCGGCCCCUGCAGGCGGAGACCAGCUGCCUGCCCACCAGGGCCAAGCAGGCGCCCAGCGCCUCCAGGCCCUUCAGGUCAACCAAGAGCGCCUCCAAGGCUCGCCGGGACCAGAUCAACGCGGAGCUGCAGGCGCUGCGCUCGCUGCUGCCCAUCUCGGCCCAGGAGAAGGAGCGCCUCUCCUACCUGCACACCAUGGCCCUGGUGUGCCUGCGCCUGCGGGGGGCGCAGCUCUUCCCUCCAGGCUUGGCUCCUCCUGUGGGACCGGCCCUUGGCACAGAACUGCUCUCCCUGCUCCCGGGGUUUCUGCUGGUGCUCUCAGCAGACAACAAGCUGGUCUACAUCUCAGAGAACGUGGCUCAGGUGCUGGGCCUCUCCGUGGUGGAGCUGCUCGCCCAGGGGGACACGGUCUUUGACAUCCUGGACGGGCGAGUGGGAGAGGAUGUGCACAAGAAGCUCCUCCUUGCCCGGGAGGAGCCUGGCAGGGAAGUCACGUUUGUCAGCGAGAUGCGCACGUCCAAGGCCUUCCGGCUGCAGCACGGUGGGAACCGGGCGGUGGCAGUGUGCGGGCGCUUCGUGGCCCUGGGCUGGCCACCCUCCCCCUCCACCACGGCCUUCCUGGCCCUCUGCACGCCCGUGCUGCAGUCGCCCACAGAUGGUGAAGCUGAUUCCCAGGACGACAUAUUCCAGAGCAUGCACCUCCUGGACAUGACAUUAAUUGAUGUCACGGAGAGUGUCACCUACCACCUGGGCUACCACCGGGAGGAGCUGGUGGGUCAGUCGUGGUACAGCCUCCUGCAUCCCGAGGAUGCUGAGCUGGCCGCCGCCCAGCACAGGGCCGUGGCGCUGGGGCCCGGGCCCGCCGCGGGGAGCGCCGUGCUGCGAGUGCUGCGCCGGGACCGCGCCUGGACCUGGCUGCGCGUGUGGGCGCGGCGGGACGGCGGCUGCAUCACCUGCGCCUGCCGCUGCCUCAGGGAGGAGGAGGCGGCCCACCUGCGCGCCCGGCAGCCCCGCGCCGCCGCGCCGCCCGCGGGCCGGUCGCUGGGCCGGCUGGCCGAGCAGCUCCGCGCCCUGGCCGACAGCCUGUCACCGCCCGCCGCCGCGCCGCCGGCUCCGCGCCGAGGAAGGCCAGGACGAUGGCUCCGCCUGCCUCGGGAGCUCCCUGCUGCAUCCCCCGCAGUUCCUCCGGUUUCCCUUUGAACAGAAGAUGGGAUGCGGCGUGCCGGGUGUGCUCUCACAGGUGUCGGGUCUGCAGGGAUGCUGACCGCCCUCGGCCCGCCGGUCGCCCCUCACGGGAGGCCGUGCAGACCCUCCUCUCACACAUGAGAAACUCUGCCCAGGCUGGAUAAACCCGCAUCGGGACCGCUCAGUCCAGCAGCGAGACACGGACCUUGCACUUAAAACACUUUCUGCUUCGAAAGUUCGAGCAGUUCGAGCCCGCGGGCCUUUGUGUACGUGACGCAUUCCUCAGAGCGGAACGGGUUUUGCUGAGGGGACCCAAACCCCACACGGGCAAUAAAGGCCGCUCCUCACGUGACCGCCGGU